This is a messenger RNA of Aquila chrysaetos chrysaetos, 2023 nucleotides long. Its product is annotated as E3 ubiquitin-protein ligase TRIM36-like. The record is from RefSeq and is a predicted model, not a curated record. Gene Ontology annotation, molecular function: zinc ion binding; protein binding. The transcript has 8 exons. The coding region runs from base 16 to 1746 and encodes 576 amino acids. NCBI's taxonomy places the organism in Eukaryota, Metazoa, Chordata, Aves, Accipitriformes, Accipitridae.
GCAGCCGUUGCUAUUAUGUGCGAUUUCUGCAAACCGCCACCUCAAGGGUCCACAAAGAGCUGCGUGGACUGCAGUGCAAGCUAUUGCAAUGAAUGUUUCAAAAUACACCAUCCUUGGGGAACUGUGAAAGCCCAGCAUGAAUAUGUAGGACCAACCACCAACUUCAGACCCAAGAUUUUGAUGUGUCCAGAACACGAAAUGGAGAGGGUAAACAUGUACUGUGAACUCUGCAGAAGGCCUGUUUGUCAUCUUUGUAAACUGGGUGGAUGUCAUGCAAACCAUAGAGUAACAACCAUGAGCACUGCCUACAAAACCCUUAAGGAGAAGCUUUCAAAAGAUACCGAGUACCUCAUCAGUAAGGAGAGCCAGGUGAAAGCUCACAUCACACAGCUGGAUCUGCUGCUGAAAGAAACAGAGUGCAACAGUGAAAGAGCUAAAGAAGAAGCAUCUCAGAGUUUUGAGAAAUUAUCAUCUCAUGUCCUGGAAGAGAAGAAAUCUGCAGCUCUUAAGGCAAUUGAAGCCUCUAAGAAUUUCAGGCUGGAAAAAUUGCAGGCGCAAGCAGAAGAAUAUCAAGGGCUCCUGGAAAGUAAUGGCCUUGUAGGAUAUGCUCAAGAAGUGCUUAAAGAAACUGAUCCAUCUUUUUUUGUUCAAACAGCAAAACAACUUCAUGUCAGAAUCCAAAAAGCUACUGAAUCUCUGAAGAACUUCAGGCCAGCAGCUGAAACUACUUUUGAAGACUUUGUGGUGGACAUAGCCAAGCAAGAAGACAUCCUUGGUGACUUGGCCUUCCAUUCCAAUGGUCUAGAAACACCAGAAAUCAAUGAAGAGCAGAGCAGAGUCUACAACAAAGCUCUGAUCAGUUGGGAACGCCCUGGGAAGAGAGACUCAGCUGAUACCUAUGUUCUUGAGUAUCAUAAGCUUAAUAGAGAAGAGGAGAGUGCGACGUGGCAGGAGAUCAAAGUUUGCAGCAAGAGCAAAGCAAUAGCUGAUCUUGAUGACAACAGCAGCUAUGCCUUCAGAGUUCGAGGAUAUAAAGGGUCCAUCUGUAGCCCUUGGAGCCAAGAAGUUAUUUUGCAUACGCCUCCAGCUCCAGUUUUCAGUUUUCUUUUUGAUGACAAAUGUGGGUACAACAGCGAACAUCUCCUGCUGAACCCAGGAAGAACCUCUGUGGAAAGUAGGGCUGGAUUUCCUCUACUGCUGGGAUCUGAGCACAUGCAGGUCGGAUGCUACACAACCCUGGAUUACAUCAUUGGCGACACUGGGAUUGCCAAAGGGAAGCACUUCUGGGCUUUUCAUGUGGAAGCCUAUUCCUACCUGGUGAAAGUGGGAGUUGUUUCUAGCAGCAAGAUACAGAAAUUGUUCCAUAAUACCUAUGAUGUGACCAGCCCAAGAUACGAGCAAGACAGUGGUCAUGACAGUGGGAGUGAAGAUGCCUUCUUUGACUCAUCACAGCCUGUCACACGGGUCACUUUAGGCAUGAAGAAGUUCUUUAUCCCCAUGACACCUGCUUCCCCCAAGGAUCCAGCAAGCAGAAUCCUCCCCCUGCCGUCGUGCUUGGGCAUCUGCCUUGAGUGUGACAAAGGCAAGGUGGGGUUUUACGACGCAGGCCGUAUGAAAUGCCUUUAUGAAUCCAAGGUGGACUGCUCUGGCAUGAUGUCCCCAGCAUUUGCCUUAAUGGGUGGCGCAGCGGUUCAUCUUGAGGAAGCUGUCACAGCAAGGUAUGGGGAGUACCACGAUGACAUCUAGUGCAGUAAUCUCUUCCCAUUGCUGUUCUGAGGUGGAAGAUGAGAGCAGAAGAAUUCUACCUUAGUUUUCAGUCCUGAUUAAUUACAUUCUACCUACGUGUUGCUCACAAGCCUCUGGGCCGUGCUUUUUUUAAACAAACAGUCCAGACACUUCCCACACCAGUGGGAAAUGUUCUUCCAGGAACUCUCCUGCCUUUCUUGCGAUCUGUGCAAUGCUGUUAUCCGCAGACUUUCUUCCCAGGGGGAAGCAGGGAAGAAGUUUGACUAGCAACCAAAAC